GGCUUGGAUAUUGAGGCAGGAUCUGAUGCUGCUGCUGCUGCUACUGCUGCCGCUUCGCUGUUUGCCCAUGAUAAAAUGAAAUGCCAGGAUUGGGCUACCUUCAGGGAGCGCCUCUCCAUCCUAUAAUGUAAGGCAGCCAGCAGUUGUGAAACCAAGGAGACGCUGCAUCCAUCAAGCAUCCAGAGGACCAGCCGUCGUCCAACAGGAGGGGAGGGAUCUCUCGUUUUUUAAAAUAGCCUUCUGUUCAGUGAAGAGAGGGUAUUGUCGUCAUCGUAGCCAUCCUUUUCCCCCCUUCUCCGACGCCCCCUCCUUCCUCCUCCGCCUCUACACUUGCUCUUCCCCCUCAAUCUGUGCCAGAGGCGCGCGUUGGAAUAGCAAACCUCCAUGUAUGACAAUUUGUACCUGCAUGGAUUUGAAGACUCGGAGGCGGGCUCAGCUGAUUCAUAUACUAGUAGACCAUCAGACUCAGAUGUCUCUCUGGAGGAAGAGCGUGACGUGCAGGCCCAGGUCCAGAGCCAGAGCCCAAGCCAGAGCCAAGGACCGGGACAGAGCCGACAGGAGCGGGAGCAGCAGGCCACCAUUCAGCUGGAGAGAGCCAAGACAAAACCUGUAGCAUUUGCUGUAAGGACCAAUGUCAGCUACUGCGGCGCUCUCGAUGAGGAUGUUCCAGUUCCAGCAACAGCCAUCUCAUUCGAUGCCAAGGACUUCCUCCAUAUAAAAGAGAAGUUCAACAACGACUGGUGGAUCGGACGCUUGGUGAAAGAAGGCUGUGAGAUCGGUUUCAUUCCCAGCCCCCUGAAGCUUGAGAACAUCAGGCUCCAGCAAGAACAGAAAAGAGGACGAGUCCAAGGUAAGUCUGGAGGGAACUCCUCUUCCAGUGUAGAGGAUGAGGUGUCUGCCUCUAUCCGACCCCUCAUAUCCUCUGCAGGAAAGCAGAAACAGAAAGUGACGGAGCACAUCCCCCCAUACGACGUGGUCCCUUCCAUGAGACCGGUGGUGUUGGUGGGACCCUCUCUCAAAGGAUAUGAGGUCACUGACAUGAUGCAGAAAGCACUCUUUGACUUUCUCAAGCACAGAUUUGAUGGCAGGAUAUCAAUCACUCGAGUCACUGCAGAUAUAUCUUUAGCCAAAAGAUCUGUCCUCAACAAUCCCAGCAAGAGGGCCAUUAUAGAGCGAUCCAACACCCGCUCCAGCUUAGCUGAAGUGCAAAGUGAGAUUGAGAGGAUCUUUGAGUUGGCUCGCUCACUUCAGCUGGUAGUGCUGGAUGCCGACACCAUCAACCAUCCGGCCCAGCUCCUCAAGACCUCCCUGGCUCCCAUAAUCGUUCAUGUCAAAGUGUCUUCACCGAAGGUUCUGCAGAGGCUUGUCAAGUCCAGAGGAAAGUCCCAGAGCAAACACCUGAAUGUCCAGCUUGUGGCAGCAGAUAAACUUGCUCAAUGUCCUCCAGAAAUGUUUGACAUCAUCCUGGACGAGAACCAGCUAGAGGAUGCCUGCGAGCAUCUAGCAGAAUACCUUGAGGCCUAUUGGAAAGCAACACAUACCUCCAUGGCGACGCCCCUAAACCCAUUGCUGGGACGCAACCUAGGCCCUACCACACUCACGGCAUACCCAACCAGCAUCUCUGGACUGCAGCAGAGCCAAAGAAUGCAACAGAGCAACCACGCGGGCGACCAUUCUACUGCGAACGAACGUCGCAACCUGAUGACAUCUGACGAGAACUACCACAACGAACGGGCGCACAAGGGACGCAACCGAAUGUCUUCGGGCUCGCAGCACAGCCGAGAGGCGCAGGACCCCUACCAGGACUACCAGGACCCCUAUCAGGAUGCAUACAAGCCACACCGCAACCGCAGCUCCCCGGGCAGCUACAGCCAUGACUCCCGGCAUCGGCUCUGAACGCACUUUUUGUCAUCACCAAGAUGUCCCAAAUUCCACCCACAAGUGAUCGCUGCCACAGAGCCAAGAUUGUCUCAACAUUUCCCUAUUUUCAGGGGGGUUAUUUGGGUAUUACACCUCCAAAGCAGUCACAAAAGUUCAUUUGCGUUUCAUGAUGCCCAGCCAAUUACUUGACCUUCACGCUCAGAAGACAUGAUGCCAUCGGCAGCGGUCACCCGGUGCUGAUGUGAUGUCACACCAGAUAGGAAGGAGGUCCACUGGACAGAGACCCCUUCCCUAACCAUGUAAAAACCCUCUCGCCUUUUAGCUUAUUGCAUGCUAAUAGAAGAUGAACGUCUGCUUCCUUCCUUCCUUUAAAGAUUUUUUUCAAUCUAUCCCUUAGGUCUGAUUUUCUUAAUCACUAGAUGUAGACAAGUGGUUUCAGGUGGUUUCGAAAAGAGGGUAUUGGCAAUUUUCUAGCGUGCUGCUAGUUUAAAAAAAUUGGUGCUUCACGUUCUUGAACUAUUUUGGUGAUUGAACAUUACUUCUAACAUGGCUUAGCUCUCGUAGAAUAUAGGGUCUUUGCUGCAAACAGGGCUGACUGAAAGGAGAAAAAAAUGUUGUUCAUUUCUAAUUAGUCCAAAAGCUCGAUUCAUACUAUUUGGUGAAGUUUUGAAGAGCCUCUGCUAGAUAAGUUCCAAUUUGAUAGAAUUUAAAGGAAAGUUGCUCUUUUUGUUUUGGCUUUUAGUGUUGUUUUAGUGAAUUAUUUCCAGUGAUUGGUUACGCCUGGCACUCCUCAGGUCCUUCCCAGACCCUCCCACUUCCAUAAGCCAAUCAGUUUCCUGCUUGCUAACCUGUGUCUUGUUGCAUUGUCUAAUCUCCUGCAUUUAGCUCCUGGUUUCGCCAUUUGUCAUAUUUUCGCGCACAUUUAUUAUUGUUUGUUUUUGUAAAUUUGUUGAAAAGUUGUAUUUAGUUUCACCUCUGGCUGUUCAUUCUACAAAUCAACUAAAAUAUUGAGAUGUUUAUGGAAACUGAUCAAUAUGUCUAUGUGGUAAGCUACGUUGCCCCUAAACUUGCGAUGCACAGUGACAACUGUUUAAGAAAGUGUUUGUGCUGUUUGUGGUUGAAUGACAGUGUGAUUGAACACACUGAAUAAGAAAGUGCAGAUGUAGCGAUUAAGGCACUUUAUGUUGUAGUUUUAUUGUAAACAUCCCUAAUAAUUUUGAGGAAAAUGAGUUCUAGAUGACCAACACUUCCAAACAAUGUAGUUGAGCCAAGAAAUUGGCUGUAAAAAAGUAAUUGAACUGAGUGAAUAAGUGACUUCUGUUGUUUGGGAUAAUUGAACGUUUAGUUCUGUGGAGGAAAUCAGACACGCACACAUACGCGCUAUUAUAUAAUAUAUCAUAUAAUAUAUAUAUAUAUAUAUAUAUAUAUAUAAAGUGGUAUGAAAAAGUAUCUGAACCUUUUGGAAUUUCUCACGUUUCUGCAUAAAAUCACCAUCAAAUGUGAUCUGAUCUUUGUCAAAAUCACACAGAUGAAAAUACAGUAUCUACUUGAACUAAAACCCCCCAAACAUUUAUCGGUUUUCAUAUUUUAAUGAGGAUAGCAUGCAAACAAUGACAGAAGGGGGAAAUAUAAGUGAGUGAACCCUCUGCCUAAGGAGACCUAAAGAGCAGUUGAAACCAAUUUUUACCAGGCAUUUUAAGUCAAAUGUGUGCCCAAUCACUGAUGUGUGGUUUAAUUCUGCCCUGUCCACUAUAAAACACACAUCUGGUACGAAUUGUCUUGAUGAGAAGCAUUGUCUGAUGUGUAUCAUGGCUCGGUCAAAAGAGCUCUCUGUAGACCUGCGAUCAAGGAUAGUUGAUUUUUAUAAAGCUGGGAAAGGAUACAAAACCAUCUCUAAAAGUCUGGAUGUUCAUCAAUUUGACAGUCAGAGAAGUUGUCUACAAAUGGAGAGAGUUUGGCACUGCUUCUCUCCCAAGGAGUGGCCGUCCACUAUAGAUGACGCCUAGAGUUCAGCGCAGAAUACUCAGAGAGGUAAAAAAAAAAAAGAACCUUAGAGUGUCUGCUAAAGACUUACAGAAAGCACAGGCACAGUCCAAUAUCUUUGUGCACACAUCAACUAUACAUAAAACUAUGGCCAAGAAUGGUGUUGAUGGGAUUGUUGCUUGUUUAAUGUUUGCAAAAAGGCACUUGAACACUCCACAGAGGUUGUGGCAAAAUAUUUUGUGGACUGCUGAUACCAAAGUUCAAUUGUUUGGGAGUAACAAACAAUGUCAUGUGUGGAA
Messenger RNA from Corythoichthys intestinalis (scribbled pipefish), 4163 nucleotides. Its product is annotated as voltage-dependent L-type calcium channel subunit beta-4-like. The record is from RefSeq and is a predicted model, not a curated record. Gene Ontology annotation, biological process: calcium ion transmembrane transport. Gene Ontology annotation, cellular component: voltage-gated calcium channel complex. Bases 385 to 1896 code for a protein of 503 amino acids. Gene Ontology annotation, molecular function: protein binding; voltage-gated calcium channel activity. NCBI's taxonomy places the organism in Eukaryota, Metazoa, Chordata, Actinopteri, Syngnathiformes, Syngnathidae. The transcript is spliced from 13 exons.